Molecule: messenger RNA, 2340 nt
Organism: Formica exsecta
Lineage: Eukaryota; Metazoa; Arthropoda; Insecta; Hymenoptera; Formicidae
Product: tetraspanin-11-like
Exons: 8
Coding region: 99-962 (287 amino acids)
Cellular component (GO): membrane
Source: RefSeq, a predicted model, not a curated record
UAUAUAUAUAUAUAUAUAUAUUUGAUCUUACAACUGGGGUCACGUAUCGUGUUAUAUUUGCAGAUUGAUGACUAAUUGGAGGGUCAAGGAUAACAAACAUGAAAUACUUGAAAAUUGCGUUAUUUACGUUUAAUCUAUUAAUAUGGCUGGCUGGCUGCAUGGUGCUCGUUAUAGGCGCCUGGUUGCUCCUGGAGCCCAGCAAGGGGCACAUCCUCAAUCUUUUCGUAUCUGACGUGAAGCCGCACGAAACUAUUAAUCUGAUAGCUUAUAGCCUUCUCGGGCUCGGUUUUAUCGUGCUUACGGUCGGCUUCUUCGGCUGUCGCGCCGCGCUACGCGGAAAUCAAUGCAUCCUCGCCACCUACAUGAGCAUGCUGGUUGCGCUCAUCGUCACGGAACUGGUGACGGCGGCCAUCGGUGGGUUGAUGACUUUCCAGAUCUUGUCAGAUCUGGAGGAAAGGCUCACCAGCAAACUGGCAGUGAAUUAUGGUCACGAUUCGACCAGCGAUAUCCCCUUCAGCCACAGCUUGGAUUUUGCGCAGUAUAAGUUUAAUUGCUGUGGAAUCCAUGGCGACGACGAUUACAAUGGUACGGCUUGGUGGAGAGACGGUCAUUUUUCGGGAAACAGGAGGCAGGUUCCCCUCACAUGUUGUGUUCUCAAAAAUUCCGAGAAUAAGAAUACAGGCAGUCCGAUGAGCGUUGUUUCGAGAGUGUUUCACAAAAAUAAUGAAAAACCAUGGCUGCAUCCGCAGCCGAGGGAUGAGGCCGCGUGUCAAGUAGAAAGCAAAGAGGGUCAUGAGGGAUACAGACACAAAGAGGGCUGCCUUGGAAAAGUCACGAACUGGCUGCAGUGCGAAAGUUUCACGUUGGUAUUCCUCGGCAUGGCAAUGGCAGGAAUACAGACAUUCGGAAUAAUAACGUCCGCUUUCCUCUGUCGAACGAUAAGGGAUAUGCAGGAUGAAUGAUCCAUGAUUCGUAGUCUCAAUGAAGUAAAAAGAAUGUCAUGGCACAUUCGUUCUUGUCAUUGAGAAAGAGGAAACAUCUUUGUUUUGUAUCUUCGUGUACUAUCAUCUCUGCAAACAUUCUCAAAAUCUGUUUUGAGUCUUGUGAGUUAAGGACAAUGAUGUGAGUCGCAAAACUGCGACUUGGGAAUUCUGCGGACAGAAAGCAAGUCUUGUUCUGUUUUACGCAAACCGACCGAUCAACUUCGAAGCGAGAUAACGACAAAUGCGUAUGCUUAAUUUUUAGAUCAUUUCCUGGCGCGCGCGUUUUGCUGCAAGUCAGUAAUAAAGUGACCGAUACACUCUGAUGUAUAUAUACAAUAUAUACGCAUCUUUGUUGUGUUCACUCCAAAUAACAAGCCGCGAUAUUACAAUGAUAUCUCGCUUAGAUUUUAUGACGAUUGCCGGCGAAGAUCGAUCAACAAGGCGAAUUGUUAUUCGCGAUAUUUUGUCGUCUUGUAAAUACACUUGCCAGUGCAGAUAAUAAAAGUAUGUGCGUUGUGUACGUGAGAAUUUUCGAGUCCUUUUUCCUUUCUGAAAAAUUUACCUGAUUCAAGAUACAAAAUAAUUUUUCGCACAAAGUUGUACAUGCAUUUUUAGAAAAAAUGAGUUUUGACUAAUGAGAUUUGCGUGCGUGGAUGUAUGUAGAAGGGCUGGAACUGAUUGUGAUCUUCUCACUAUUGACAGAUUUUAUAAGCGCAACGCCUUAAAGUUUCACAUAUUGAGAAAUAUAUAUGAAAAUCAUAUAACGCUGCUUGCGCGUUUUAAUUGCAUAAAUUUUCAAAGUAUUUUAUUUGUGUAAACUAAAUUUUAAAAAAUAUAUUGAUUUGAGAAAAGAUAAAUAAGAUUUCUUUUUCUUAAUAUACGCUAACAUAUUUUAGGUAACAAAUUGUUAAAUUUGUUUACUUAUAUAUUUAUAAUUAUCUUAAUAGUCAAUAUUUGUAAUGAUACCAAAAUCUCCUUCUGUGAUCUGAAAGCUUGAAGUGAUAAAAGUGUCAAUCAGCUCCAACAACUUCUAAUAAUAGUGUAUAUUAGAUUAGAAUAGAUAUAUAUUUUAUCAUCUAUUUUAGAAAAUGGAUGGUGCAUACAUAUAUUAUAUAUAUAUAUAUAUCUAUAGAAAGAAUGUGUCAUAUAUAUUCUUUAACUAAAAGGAACGCUUCCUUCUUCGACACUAAUUUUGGAAGAAUGUAUUAUAAUAACUUGUGCCAAAAGAAUUUUUAUUGUAUAAUGAGUGACACAAAUUUUAAUAUAUUUUUAUUUUCUUAAAACAUCCAGCAAGAUAUGUCCUACGUAUUUAUAGAACGCACCUUAAUGAUAAUAAAAAUGUUGUUCUCUGUGUAAA